This is a messenger RNA of Xenopus laevis (African clawed frog), 2236 nucleotides long. RefSeq names its product serine/threonine kinase-like domain containing 1 L homeolog (gene stkld1.L). NCBI's taxonomy places the organism in Eukaryota, Metazoa, Chordata, Amphibia, Anura, Pipidae. Gene Ontology annotation, molecular function: protein serine/threonine kinase activity; ATP binding. The transcript has 19 exons. Bases 178 to 2097 code for a protein of 639 amino acids. The record is from RefSeq and is a predicted model, not a curated record.
AACAGGAAAGCGCAUGCGUAUAAUGAAUGACGUACCCUCGCUUGCGUUCCAUUGUGUACGCCUGCGCAGAGCAAGCAAAGUGCGCAUGCGCCCGACUGUCUCCAUGGUGAGGCCACUGACGCUUAUAUCUGGCUCUGAACACGAUCGGGCGACUCUCAACUCACUGUGCCCGUGGGGAUGGACAGUUACAGGACAUUAGAAGAAUGGGGGCCGGGCUCAUUUGGAGACUUCUGCCUUGUGGAGGACCUGAAGGAAAAUACAAAAUAUGUGAUAAAAAAGGUGGAGUGCCUGGAUGAACGAGAAGCAAACCUUGCAGCCAAAGAGGCUACGGCUCUGUUACGUCUCCAGCACCCCAAUAUCUGUGCCUAUAAGGAAUUCUUCAUCACCUGGGAUAAUAAGAUCUCUUCGCUGUUUUUCUGCCUGGUAACUGAUUUCUAUCCAUACGGAGAUGUCGCUGCUCUCGUGAGUCGGAACAGACAGCGGGUGCAAAAUACAGAGGAAAAGCUCAUUCAAAUAUUACUGGGACAGACCAUUGAUGCACUGGUGUAUAUCCACAAACAUAACCUCACCCACAGAAACCUGAAACCCAGUAAUAUCUUCCUGAAAGAUGAAACUUUGUUUCUAAUCGGCGAUUUACUGCUGGAGACGCUGGCGGCUGAUGAGAUGAGAAUGAAGAAGAGACUGGACGAUGGAUGGUGGUUAUGGACGGCCCCUGAGGCCCUGCGGCUAACAUACAGCGAGAAGUCGGACGUCUGGUCCCUGGGCUGUAUCUUGCUGGAGCUGAUGACCUGUUCCGUAUACACGGGUGAAAUGGUGGUGUCCAUACUCAAUGAGAUACGAGUGACCCCACGGUGCUUAGAGAAAGUGGUUCCAGCACUUCAGUCCAUGGCUGAUUAUUCCUCCGAUCUCUGCCAACUUCUGCCUUUAAUGCUACAGAUGGACCCUGAGAAGCGCUGUACUGUAAAUGAGUUAGUGGAAGUGGCCUGUGUGAAGCAGUGCUUGGCUCUGGCUGCUUCACCUUUGUCUGCCCUCAAAAAUCCCUUGUUGCCUGGCACAAUCCAUCAACUGGCGGAGGCUCCAAUAGACCAGAUUUUAGAGUUCAUGCAGAGACAUUCAGAUUCUGAAGAUGCUCAGAUUGCAGCAAUAAGGCAACUGUCUGCGUACGCAAGACACCCCGAUGGUUGGCAGCACAUAGAGGAGAUCCUACCUCUUGUGGUGCAAGCGAUGCAGCUACACUGCAGUUCCUCGGAUGUGCUGCUAGAUGGCUGCAAAUUCCUGCAGGAUCUUGUAACCAACGCGCUGGAGCACGGUUCUGCCAGUGAUUGUUUCGCAAGCAGGGAUCUGGUUCUGACACUUGUAGCAGCUGCAAGGUCCUUUGCUGAUAACAGAAGCCUCCUGCCUCUUAUCUGUCAGGUGCUAAUACUCCUCUCCACUAACGAGGCGGCAACAGAAAUCUUAGGGCAGACUGGGUUUCUGGAGGACGUUGUGAAGGUUAUGGGUGGCUCCUUGCAGAGCAGAGAGAUGUGCGUUUGCUGCUGCCGACUGCUCUGGAGCAUUGGUGCCGCUGAGGGGUCGUCUCAGAGAGUUUGGUUGGAACUGGCUGUACCCCGGAUGGUCACCCUACUCAGUGGAUACAUGGAGGAUGCAGCAGUUGUUGAAGUGGCCCUAGGGGCCCUGUGGAUUACGUGUUUGAAAGGGUGUGUGGCAGAGAAAGAAACGGAGAGAGUAAGUCAAGUCUUGCUGGAAACCCUCCAAACACAUCCCACCAGGCCCGCGCUGGUUAAAAAUGGACUCUUGGCACUGGCAAGCAUCAUCCGUACAUCAGAGCUGGCACUAUACCGGAUCCUUCUGCCAGGAACUGGAAAGAGUGUGAUCUCACUGGUCAAGGAGAUUUACCAGCUACACUCCGACGAUCCAGAGAUCGUAGAGAAUAUCUGCUUGCUAUUCCACGACAUGGCCCAAUACGCAGGAGACAUAAGAGCUGAAUUACUGUCACAGCAUGUGGAAUCACUCCUGCGGGAGAUCAACGUGAAAUAUGAAUCAACGGAGGAGAUUGUUUCUCUUGCACAGUCGACACUCUCAAGCCUUGAAAUCUGAGGGAGCCAUUGCUGGGUGCAAUUUGAAUCUGACGCUGACCCCCCCCCCAGCAGUGGGAUGUAUAUAUUCUUCUAUACAAAUCAGAGAUGCUUGAAUACUGGAUCAGUGCAAUAAAUGCCAAGGUGCGAUAUGUGAACAA